Xiphophorus maculatus (southern platyfish) is the source of this 1411-nucleotide messenger RNA. RefSeq names its product angiotensin II receptor associated protein (gene agtrap). NCBI's taxonomy places the organism in Eukaryota, Metazoa, Chordata, Actinopteri, Cyprinodontiformes, Poeciliidae. The transcript is spliced from 5 exons. Gene Ontology annotation, biological process: regulation of blood pressure; angiotensin-activated signaling pathway. The record is from RefSeq and is a predicted model, not a curated record. Gene Ontology annotation, cellular component: plasma membrane. The coding region runs from base 125 to 616 and encodes 163 amino acids.
UUUGCACAGAACAUUGAGAAAGAGGAACAACUGCAGCAUUUUUCAUGUGGCCUUUCAACAAGUUGAAACACUGAACGAUAAAGUGUGGAGGUGCUGCUUUUGAUUAAAAAAACUCACCAUUAUUAUGGAAAUCCCUGCAAUAAACUUAAAGGCGAUAGUGCUGGCACACUGGUUGCUCACUGUGUGGGGCAGCAUGAGCUACCUUCCCUCAUCUUAUGCAUGGGGGAACUUCAGUGUUUUAGCAGUUGGAGUGUGGGCGAUUGCACAGAGGGACUCCAUUGAUGCUGUUCUCAUGUUUCUUAUGGGAAUGGCUGUCACCAUACUGAUCGACAUUGUCCAUUUUGGGAUCAUUUAUCCACGGUAUCCACUUGUGGCCGCAGCGAGCUUUUCCGCAGGCAUGGCUAUCCUCAACCUGCUGCUUAAACCUGUUUCUUGUUUCUUUGUCUACCAAAUGUACCGUGAACGAGGAGGAGAUUACAACAUCAACUUUGGUUUUCCUUCUGUAUCCCGAAACAGAGAUGCCUAUCAGUCCAUCGACCAGCAGGAUGAAUCUUCAAGUCCAACAAAUUCCUUCAACCAGGCUAAAGACACCAAACCAGGAGUCCGCACUUACUGAGAAAAGUACAUAAUUAAAAAUGUAGUCUGUUUUUGUUUCUCACUUUUUAUAUGCAGAGUUGUAAAGUCCUUUAAAAUCAAUUUAAAAUAGCAUUGCAGGGUCACUCAGCUAAGCCAAUUGAAAUAAUCUGGGUUGUAUAGUGAAAUAUGCCAGUUACAUUUUAAGUUGAGGUUCUGAAAGAUUUCUGCUUCAGUGCCAUAGAAGAAUAUAAUCAGAUGACAAGCCAUGGUUUACAGUAAUGCCUAGAAGCAGGUCUCUGAUUCUUUUAGCAGAGCAGUGUUGGAUAAAUAAGUAAGUUUUUGACCUGCAGUCAAAACUUUUCUGAAGCUUGAAAACAUGUUAAAAACAAAAAUAUAUAGUUUUACAGACACUUUUUUGGCUUUUUUUAAAAAAAAAUGUACAUUCAAGACUUGAUACCAAUACUGAAUUGAAAUAAGUUUUCAUAUAGAUGAGUAAGAUAUUAGUAUAUUCACAGAUGAGUACAGUUUUGUGUAUGUUUAGUUAAUAAGAAAACACACCAUUAUGUCUACUGUAAAAAUGACAAAAUAUCGUUGGUAUGAUGGUUCUAACACAAUUAUUCAUUUUAAACACCAAGCUGACUCGGUAACAGUCUCGUUGAUCUUUCAUUUAUUCCCUUAAAAGUGAAGGGUUUCUAACCUGCUUUCAAAAUACUGUCAUGAAACGGCGCUUCAUCUUAGAAUACCAAUUACUUGCAGACCACAUACUGUGGAGUAUCUCAUACAUCCUGAUGGGUUAUGUGAAUUUCCCCACAAAUAAUAAAUGCUGUCAUAUAGA